This is a messenger RNA of Naegleria lovaniensis, 747 nucleotides long. RefSeq lists its product as uncharacterized. Gene Ontology annotation, cellular component: cytoplasm. The transcript has a single exon. The coding region runs from base 1 to 747 and encodes 248 amino acids. Gene Ontology annotation, molecular function: kinase activity; ATP binding. Lineage: Eukaryota; Heterolobosea; Eutetramitea; Acrasida; Naegleriidae. The record is from RefSeq and is a predicted model, not a curated record.
AUGGAACACAAAGUAAAAGAGCUUGUGAAUCGAAUCAUCGUGGAUCAUCAUCUGAAAGAACACGUUUUAAAUAACGUAAAUUCAACAUCAACUCACAAUAGAUUUAUGAUUGCAGUAUUUGGAACUCCAGGUUCUUCUAAAACCACAACCAGCGAAAUUAUGAAAAAUUGUUUUAUCAAUAAUCAUUCUAUUCCAACUCAAAUCGUUCCGAUGGAUGGAUUCCAUUACUAUAGAAAAGAAUUGGAUGCCAUGGAAAAUCCACAAUAUGCCCACAGUAGACGAGGAGCACCAUUUACUUUCAAUGAUAAAGCCUUUGAAGAGUUAUUGAAAAAAGUGAAAUAUCAUUCGACAGAAAUUGUUAAAGCUCCAUCUUUUGAUCAUCAUGUUGGAGAUCCAAUUGAAGAUGACAUUGUCGUAGAUGUAUCUCAUCGUGUCAUUAUUGUGGAAGGCAAUUAUUUGGCAACAUGGAAUAAUAUUAGGCCUCUGUUCGAUGUGUUCAUUUAUAUCUACACGGCAAGUAAGGAAGAAGCGAUGGAACGAGUAGUGAGACGACACAUGUCAACAGGAAAUACAGAAGAAUUAGCAAGACAGAGAGUGGAAUUCAACGAUGGACCAAAUGCAGAUCAAAUUAUUAGUGAUUUCAACAAAAUUCAGUACGAUCAUGAGCUCAAUCACACUUCCAUAACUUGUCCUCCCAAACUCUAUACACUACUUUCUGAACACGAAGAUCAAUUUGCAAUCAAAUGA